AUGCUGUUGGUCGGUACUGCUGCUCUGCUGAUCGCGAGAUUAUUGCUGAUGAUCGAAAUUUUUGUUGGUAUUAUUGCCGAUGGACGCAAAUUCCCCCCAACGCGACUUUACGGCGAAAUUUGGGGCUCAACAGCAACUCACGACAAUAAUAACGGAAAAGGAAUCAUCCGGACAAGGAACGCGGAUUUUUUGGCCGCGUUCGCUCACAUUCCCAGGAGCGAAGCGGGAGCAUCUCCCAUGCUCCGUGGUGCCAAGGAAGCAGCGGCCCGAGAGAAACUUCCGCUCUGCGAUCGGUGCUGA
Messenger RNA from Gongylonema pulchrum, 300 nucleotides. NCBI's taxonomy places the organism in Eukaryota, Metazoa, Nematoda, Chromadorea, Rhabditida, Gongylonematidae. The record is from the annotation of a GenBank genome assembly.